Molecule: messenger RNA, 1212 nt
Organism: Cuscuta epithymum
Lineage: Eukaryota; Viridiplantae; Streptophyta; Magnoliopsida; Solanales; Convolvulaceae
Source: the annotation of a GenBank genome assembly
AGUUUUGCAUCCCAUAUCUUUUACAUUUCCACCUCUUCUAACUAGUUCGCCGGCAAGAAACCAACCGCCAUGUCGGAGGAGAAGCACCACCGCCACCACUUUGGCCACCGCAAAGACGAUGAAGAGGAGAACAGACAGCCUUCCUAUCCGGACAGGACGACAGCCUACGGCGAUGAUAUAAACAAUAACGACACUUAUGGCGCUUAUGAGAAGCCCUAUGGACAACAAACUGCCGCCGCCUACGGAGGAGAUGAUGACUCCUCUUACAAUUAUGAGAAGAAAACCACCACUGAGUAUGGGUAUGGUCAAGACUCGUACGGCGGCGGUCAACAAGCUGCUGACUAUGAUGACGACAAGCCUGCCGGGAGAAGCCAUGAGGAUUUCGAAAAGGAGAAAAAACACCACAAGCAUCUUGAGCAGAUUGGUGAGCUUGGCACCGCCGCCGCCGGUGCCUACGCCUUGUAUGAGAAGCACGAGGCAAAGAAAGAUCCGGAGCACGCGCACCGACACAAGAUAGAAGAAGAGGUCGCUGCGGCGGCUGCCGUCGGCUCUGGUGGGUUUGCGUUCCAUGAGCACCACGAGAAGAAGGAAGCCAAGGAAGAGGAAGAAGAGGCUGAGGGACACAAGAAGAAGCACCACUUCUUUUAAUGGAUUAAUAAACGUUUUGAAAUUCCAAAAUAGGAGUAUCCUGUUUUUUUCCUGAAUAGGAGUAAAUUUCUACCAAGUUUGACAUUACAAGGCUCUAAACAUGGCUUUUCAAACUUGCCACAUUACUCGUAUUCAGGAAACAAAAAACAUGAUACUCUUAUUUUGAAAUUUCAAAAUGUUUUUACUCCUAUUUAGGAUAAUUUCUGUUAAUAAUUUACUACACGUAUUUGCAAUUACGUAAUUUACUUUGGAUCGUAUCUGCCAUCUGCAUCUUGUACGUUUAUUUUGUGUACCACUGCCUAUAUAUUUAUACAGUCCGUACGUGUGUGAAUAAUGGCCACCCCAUUAAUUUGGUCUUGUCAGUACUUUGAUGUAAGAGCUUUUAUACGCUGUUUUAUUCAAUAAAUUAUACUCCAUAUGUCUGAUGUUAUUUUAAGGACCGUAUGUACUAUGUCUGAUGUUGAAUUACGUAACACGUAUUCCAAUGUUUUUACUUGGACCGUAAUUUUUAUCUGGUCUGAUCUGAUAAAUAUUUGAUUUCUGUAUAUUUUAUAACUAUCCAAA